AUGACGGAAAGUGACGAACCUCAAAUUUUCAAUCAACGAUAUCAAAUCAUCAAGAAACUUGGUGCGGGUAAUUUUGGAACAGCUUAUCUUGUGUCAGAUCUUAAAGCAAAACAUGAACCAAAAGUUCUUAAAGUUGUUCGUUUGGGUGAAAUGGAUUCGACUGAAACCGUCGAAUCUGUUCGAGAAGCUCAAUUAUUAUCAAAGCUAAAAAGUGAACAUAUUGUCAAAUUUCAUGAAAGUUUUUUAGAAAAUGAUUGUGUAUGUAUAGUGACAGAAUUUUGUGAAGGUGGUGAUCUUGAUAUGAAAAUAAAAGAACUUAAAAAGGAAAAUAAACAACUAUCCGAAGAUCAAGUUGUAGAAUGGCUCGUACAAAUUUUAAUAGCUGUUCAACAUAUGCAUAAGUCAAAAGUAUUACAUCGAGAUUUAAAAACAAGAAAUAUAUUUCUCAAAGCUAAUAAAAUCAAAAUUGGAGAUUUUGGCAUCAGUCGGAUAUUGGUAGGAACAAUGGAUGUCGCUACAACAUUCACCGGCACACCAUAUUUCAUGUCACCUGAAGUGAUGAAACACGAUGGUUACAGCUCAAAGUCUGAUAUAUGGUCUGUCGGUUGUCUUUUAUAUGAGAUGUGUACAUUCCAACAUGCCUUCGACGGUAAAGGUUUAAUGAAUGUUAUAUAUAAAGUUGUUGAAGGAAAAACACCAGAAUUACCAGUAACCUAUUCAAAAGAACUGAAUGAUGUUUUAAAAAAUAGCCAAAAUUUAACUGUCCAAGACAUGCAAAAACAAAAAUGGUCUAUAUCAGGAAAUAAUCAACUGUUAGAGGAAGGAGACGAUGAUGAAGAUGUUGUAAGCGAAACAAAUGGUAACAAUCGGCUUAAUGACAAUGAUGAUAAAAAUGAACAAACAUUGAAGCAACUUGAACCAAAUGAAUAUACACAACAGAAAACACCUUCCGAACUUGCGAAAGAGCGAAAAAGAAAAGAUGCAGAUGCCAGAGCACAAAUGUAUACAGAGGCUAUUCGGGCAAAUGCGCAUGAAGCAGCGACUCAUAGACAACUAAUGCGUGAGAGUACAUUUUCAAGUUUGAAACAGCCAUGGCCAUCAGAUGAUCAUGAACAUUCAAUGAAUAAAUCGUCUAAAAUUAGAUCAAAUGACAAAACCUUGUGUAAUCAAACUUAUUCUCGUAAUACACUUCAUCAAAGUUUGAGUCAAUCACCAUACUCGAUUGAUGAACGUCCAAUAACACCGAUGAGACAGGAUUAUAGACAAAUCGCUGAGAGAGGUUUUAAUCGAGAUGGAAUUCCAGUAGAUCCAAAUUUAACUAAUGAAUAUUAUUCAAAUUUCAACCAAGAUUUUGAACCGCCCGAUACGUCACCAACUCGCGAAAAUGCAUUUCACGAUCAAGUUUGUCGUAGUAUCGAUGGGGGUAGUCGUUCAAAUCCAUCACAACGAACAAUGUCAGCAUCACAUCGUUCGAUAAAUUCACUGAGUCGUACAAUAGAUCCAAGACAACGACGAAUAAGUCCGUCAAAAUCAUCAAAGUAUUUAGCAUCUUCUAGAACAAUUGGACAGAAAUCGAAUGUGAUGUCUUCUAAUCAACUAACACAUGAUAGUUCGAAAGGCAGAGCCACAUCAUCAAGAUCGAAUAUAACUGAUGAUAAUAAUCUCAAUAUCACAUUAAAAGAUAACCCAUUACACGAUGCCUAUGGGCCGAUAUCAAAAAAUAUUAAAAUUAAUAAUCUUCGAACAAAAGCUAUGAAAGCACUUGGCGAAGAAACAUUUGAAAUAGUACACGAUUAUUUGCUCAAACAACGUAAAGCACAACGAAAUGAUCCGACAAUAGAUGAAGUGAAAGUGUUGCGUGAACUAGAAUCAUUUGUGAAAAAGCCAAGUGAUUGUUUUCUAGUUGAUCAACUUGUAUUUCUUGAAAUUAUGUAA
Didymodactylos carnosus is the source of this 1935-nucleotide messenger RNA. Lineage: Eukaryota; Metazoa; Rotifera; Eurotatoria; Philodinida; Philodinidae. The record is from the annotation of a GenBank genome assembly.